CUGCCAUCGAUUCGCUGGUUAUUUCAUAUCCAAAGUCGCUGGUAUAUUGACUGCACAUAGGGCAUAAUUCGUUCUCUAUUGAUCGCAGAACUAAAAUGAAACAAAUCAAAAUGUUAAUCAAUAGACUCCUAUUAAGUCGACCCCUUUAGGAAGCGAAGGCGACAAAAUGCAAUUUGGGAUAGAAAAGUAUCAACCCAUGACGUCUUGUGUCUCGCAAAUAAAAAUCAAGAACGUGCGGAGUAUAUAGGGAUUAACCGAAGGAUGCCCGCUUGGCACUUUUCUCUAACGGUUUUUGUCUAUGUUACACUUCUUCAAGGUGAAAGCGAGUCCUUAAACUGCUACCAAUGUACUAAUGAGAAGACUAAUAUACAUUGUGUAGAUGACUAUAAUGUUCAACGCUGUGAUAGAGGAAUGGACACCUGUCAAACAAUUACGUCAUACUCAGACGUGUCAGAGAGGCUUUCCAUUUUGAAGUCUUGUACAACGAAUGUGUCCUGUCACCUUCAGAAGCAGGAGUACUACAGAUCCUGUAAUCUAGUCAGUCCAGGAUGGGUGUGUGUUUAUUGUUGUCACCAUGACAAAUGCAAUAUACACGCGGCUUCCGGAACAAUAUCAUCUCUGAGGACCAAGUCGUUAUUAAGACAAAUAUUGGAUUAUAUUUUCCUUUACUUGAUAAUUUCUGUGAACAAGUACAUUUCUGUAUUGAUGUUAUAACUGGAAUGUAAUUAAGUUUCAGACACGUCUUCCAAUGCCAUAAAUUCUACAAAACUGGAGCAGCAAAAUUGAUACAGUGAUUCUGUUUGGGAUUUGUGUUUUUUCUCCUACAGCACCAUUAAUGGCAUUCUCACUUGAUGCUGAAAAUCGAAGAAACUUGGGAAAAGAGCAGUGCAACAUUGGUUACUUUUCCCAUUUCUCCAUGAAUUUAGUUUUAAGUUUUGACAGAAAAAUCAUAAAACGAAAAAGAAAAAAAAACAAACAAACAAAAAACAAACAUCGAUUUCAUGACGAAGGAUAGAGCAAUCUUCGUGCACAUUACUCGUAAAACUAGUUGCUGUUUUUUUUAAAUUAAAAGGUGUUUCUCCAAAGUGUGAGAGAGAUAUAGUGAAGAUAUAAUGGAAGACUGGGAAUUAUUUAAAGGAACCCUUUGUUGAUAGAGAUUGGGAGAAAAACAAAUUUGACCUUAUUUAGUGUAAUAUAAAUUGUCAAAAGUUGUUUUAUAAUACAGAAUGCCUAUAAUCCUUUUGAUUACAAAAGAAAAUUUAAAAUUUAUGUAUAUAUUUUAUUGAAAUACAAAUGCAAUUUUUUCAUGUGUUUAGAGGAAAUAUAAUCAUCAAUA
Saccostrea echinata is the source of this 1336-nucleotide messenger RNA. RefSeq names its product prostate stem cell antigen-like. NCBI's taxonomy places the organism in Eukaryota, Metazoa, Mollusca, Bivalvia, Ostreida, Ostreidae. The coding region runs from base 262 to 714 and encodes 150 amino acids. The transcript is spliced from 3 exons. The record is from RefSeq and is a predicted model, not a curated record.